AUGGCUGCCGCGCUCGCCGAGUCGAUCAACGAGAAACAUGCCACUUUCGAGGGAAAGAAGCCGAAGGCCAUUGACAUGUCUCAUCACCUGAGCUUGUUGGCAAAGAGCAGGAGGAACUCUCCGUUGAAGAGUAUUUGGCCGUAUAUGUUCAUUCCUGGGAUGAUCGGAUUGGCCGGUGGAUUGCCGCACCCGGAUUACUUCCCAUACGACCAGUUCUCGGCACAGGUGCAGUCGUCGCAUCACUAUACGGAAGCCGCGAUCCCCACGAAGGCUUCGAACCCAUUGCUGUCGUUCUUCCGUAACACGCAGAAGGCUGAUUCGACAGCAGACAGCGAUAUCACCAUCCCCAAAUACUCCAACGGCAAAUCCCCCAUCCAACUCGCUACCGCCCUGCAGUAUGGCCAAGCCCAAGGUCUCGACUACCUCCUCAAAUUCGUCAAAGAUUUCACCGCGAGAGUAUACAAACCCGCUUACGAAGACUGGGAUGUCAUCAUGUGCUGCGGAUCAACAGACGCCCUCAACAAAAUCCUCAUGAUGGUCUGCGAACGCGGUGACAACUUCCUCUGCGAGGAAUUCACCUACCCAACCGCGAUCGAGACUGGGUUCCCUAUGGGUAUCUCACCCGUGCCGGUCAAGAUGGACGGCGAGGGAAUCAUCGCGACUAGCCUCGAGGAUGUCCUGAGGAACUGGGACGACGCCCGCGGACCACGUCCUCGUGUUCUCUACACCGUCCCCGUCGGCCAAAACCCUACCGGCUCAACCAUCGGCCGUAAACGCCGUCAAGAAGUCAUGGAGGUGUGUGACAAAUACGACGUCCUGAUAAUCGAAGAUGACCCAUACUACUUCCUCCAAAUGCCGCAAUGGCAGGCCUCCGACUCCCUCAGCCCCACCACCACCACCGCCGCCGCCGAUGAUUCCUGGAUUGACACCCUCUCCCCCUCCUACCUCCAAUUCGACACCCAAGGCCGCGUCCUCCGCAUCGACUCCUUCUCCAAAGUCAUCGCACCCGGUUCCCGCUGCGGCUGGAUCACCUCCUCCCCACUCUUCGUUGAACGCCUCCUCCGUGCCUCAGAAGUCAGCACGCAACAACCCUCCGGCUUCGCACAAGUUCUUAUUGGGAAGCUGCUCGUUGAGGAAUGGGGACAGCAGGGGUGGAUUGAAUGGUUGAAGGGGAUUAGGAGGGAGUACACGAAGAGACGUGAUCAGGCGUGUCAGGCUCUCGAAGAAGAGUUCAGGCCGAAGGAGGUAUUGAGGGUUGGCGAGGGUGAGGAGGAGUUUGGGUAUACGAGUGUGUGGAGGGAGAGGGAGGAUCCUCUUGUGACAUUCGUGCCGCCUGUUGGUGGGAUGUUUGUGUGGUGCAAGGUUGAUAUCGCACGUCACCCUCAAUUUGAAUCUUCUAUCAUCGAUGAGAAGACUGGUGAGUUGUGGCAGAAGUUGAUUGAUGCCAAGGUCCUUCUCGUACCCGGCAAGUUCUUUGCGGCUGAUGAGAGCGUUUUGAAGGAGAGGGGUGGCGCUGGAUACUUCAGGUUGGCAUUCUCAAGUUCCAGCGAGGAGGACAUGAAGGAGGCCGUCAAGAGGUUUGGGAAGGUCGUUCGCGAGUUCUUUAUUGAGAACUGA
Saitoella complicata NRRL Y-17804 is the source of this 1617-nucleotide messenger RNA. RefSeq names its product PLP-dependent transferase. The transcript is spliced from 2 exons. The coding region runs from base 1 to 1617 and encodes 538 amino acids. Gene Ontology annotation, biological process: biosynthetic process. The record is from RefSeq and is a predicted model, not a curated record. NCBI's taxonomy places the organism in Eukaryota, Fungi, Ascomycota, Saitoellomycetes, Saitoellales, Saitoellaceae. Gene Ontology annotation, molecular function: transaminase activity; pyridoxal phosphate binding.